UGCUUUUGUCGACCGCGCCAGCAACAUUCCUGAACUGAGAUGGGACGUACAGCACUCGCGUGCGACGCUUGUCGCGAGAGGAAGCGAAAGUGCGAUGGUCACCAGCCUGUCUGCAAGGCAUGCAGAAACUACGGAUCCCCUUGCCUGUACGGCAGAGAAUCACACCGAAAGAGGAAAAAAUACUGGGACCGGGAUUACGUACAAUCCCUCGAGAACCAGGUCCGCAUACUAUCGACACAGACUGCGACCAAUCGACACGAGGAUAAUGAAAGCACCGAGAGUGUUUGCGACCCUACAACUUCGCGGGCAACAGAUACGACUGGCGCGAAUCUUUGCCUGUCUCCAAGAGCUCUGACGGAGUUUACGUCACUCACCUGGCCGAAAUAUCCCGGUUUUAGCGAUGAGCCGAUUUUUGUCGGCCCAGGAUGCUUCAAUAAUCCGUUCGGAAAGUCCUUGGUCGCAUUCGAGAUUCCCGCUGUUGAAAUAGACUCCAGAGAAACUGUGACUGUGUCUCACCUUUCACAGGAUGCAGAGCUGAAAGAACAUCUGAAAAAGGUAUUCCUGGAGAAAAUCAACAUUUAUUACAACUUUGUCGAGGAGCCAUGGUUACAAUUCUCUGGUCUUUUCCCAGAGAAUGAUCUUGCGCUGCAGUUCCUCUACAGUACCAUCUUCGGUAUUGCAGCACACUGCUCAACUCGCACAUCCCAUAGGGAAGCUGAGUGCUUCAUCAAUUAUGCCGAGAGCCUCGUAUCUCAAUGUUGUCGGGAGCACCCUUGUAUCUCUGUAUUGAGGGGGCUGGUCAUCCUGAGCUGCUACAAGAAUGCGGUUCUUGACUGUUCUCAAGGUUGGAUAUACCAUUACAUGGCCAUUGGAAUGUCGAGUACGUUGAACGUGGACCAGAGUCAUCCCUCGCCAGCAGAGAGCACGAAACCACUGGACAUGGCUGCACGAGACACGAGGGUGAGAACUCUCUGGACGCUACUGUUCGUCGACGGACUCGGCACUCCCACCCUUGGUGCCAAUGUCCGCAUGCUCUGGGACAUGAGCGAAGCACCGAGCUAUCUUUCUACUUUGGCUCCCGGAUCGAUUAGUACUUCGGAUGUCGCAUUCGAGUCGCACUGCCAGCUAGUCCGAAUUCAGCAAAAUCAUCUCGAUCCGAUAUACUCGCCCAGUUUCCGAAACCUGCCAUGGGGGAAGAGAGAAGAUCUUUUCCUUGGAGCAUACAGUGCGCUCACUCUAUUCCGGCAGAAUGUCGACCCCUGCCUGCUACUCACGCGUACCAGUCGACCCGAGCGAUCGCAGAUUACCCUCUGGAUUUCCUACCAUGCAACUUGCAUAUCUCUCCACCGUCGGUAUCUGAGCCCGGCCGACUCUCAAUCUGCCGCCCGCUCGCAGUCGUCACUGUAUGAAAUAAGUGCUGCUGCUAGCGAGAUUGCAAGGCUUCUACAGAAGCUGGAGUCUCUUGGGGAGCUCCACAUGGUUCCUUCCUUUGUUGCCUAUCACGUUUUGCGCGCUGGUCUGGUUCAUGCUCUGAAUAUGACUGGUGGGGGUAAAUUGAGGAGGGAAGCUGCGCGCAGUUUGCGCGUAUGCGUCGCAGCCCUGGAAACGUUGCGCGAUCAUACCUGGCCGGUGCUCUCACAUCACAUAUUGUCCUUUUUCCAUACUACAAUGGCUAGCUGGGGCGUCGACGGGAGCAUGAAGACCGUACCAGCUGGAUGAAUACCAAUACUGUAUUUCGUUUGGGGAACAGCUCAGUCGGCUUGGGGUGCAUCUCAAUGACCAGUCUUUAUCGCUUGCCC
Molecule: messenger RNA, 1799 nt
Organism: Microdochium trichocladiopsis
Lineage: Eukaryota; Fungi; Ascomycota; Sordariomycetes; Xylariales; Microdochiaceae
Exons: 4
Coding region: 40-1719 (559 amino acids)
Biological process (GO): regulation of DNA-templated transcription; DNA-templated transcription
Molecular function (GO): DNA-binding transcription factor activity, RNA polymerase II-specific; zinc ion binding; DNA binding
Source: RefSeq, a predicted model, not a curated record